Meriones unguiculatus (Mongolian gerbil) is the source of this 504-nucleotide messenger RNA. Its product is annotated as protein S100-A13-like. The record is from RefSeq and is a predicted model, not a curated record. NCBI's taxonomy places the organism in Eukaryota, Metazoa, Chordata, Mammalia, Rodentia, Muridae. Gene Ontology annotation, biological process: positive regulation of canonical NF-kappaB signal transduction; positive regulation of cell population proliferation. Gene Ontology annotation, molecular function: calcium ion binding; RAGE receptor binding. Bases 114 to 410 code for a protein of 98 amino acids. The transcript is spliced from 3 exons. Gene Ontology annotation, cellular component: perinuclear region of cytoplasm.
GGAGAGACCACUACAGAGAUAUCGCCGAGACAGACACUCAGACACGAGAGUCAGAAAGAAAGGAUUUCUGCAGGUCAGUCUGUGAGGACAUCAGCUCCUUCUUUGGCAUAUUGAUGGCAGCAGAGCCCCUGACUGAAAUGGAGGCGGCCAUUGAGACCAUAAUGGACAGGAUAUACACUUAUGCAGUGAUAGAAGACCGGGGUUUGUACCUGACCUUCAAAGAGGUUAAGAAACUGGUCUACCAUGAGCUACCUCACAUAAUCAAGUAUGUGAAGUCUCUAGAUGAGAAGAUGAAGAGCUUUGAUGUGAACCAGGACUCGGAGCUGAAUUUCAAUGAGUACUGGAGACUGAUCGGGGAAUUUGCAAAGGAAAUCGAGAAGGAGAAGGUCCUGGAGAUCCAGAAGAAGUAAAGCCUGCUUGUCUGGAUGGGGGUCAGCAGGGUCUGCUGGGCUUGGGCAUGCAGAAUUUCCUUCUCUCCAAAUAAAGCUUCCUCCUUGAAACACA